CCGCGUGGGGCGUGGGGCCCAGCGCGGCGCGCGCCGUAAAGCGACGCGGGGCGACUCCGCGGGUCGCGGCAACUUCCCAGUCGCGGCGACUCGGGAGGCCCUCCACCACCUCCUGCUGCUGCUGCUCCUCCUGCUGCUCCUGCUGCUGCUGCUCCUCCUGCUCGUCGUCUCGGGAAACAGGAAUCGGAUCGGGCGACUGAUGAUGAUGAUGAUCUGCUCGCUCCGCGUGACUCUGAUGACGAGGAUGAUGCUGAUCUUGUGCUGAUGAUGAUGCUGCUGAUGAUGAUGCUGCUGAUGAAGCCCGGCCAAGCGUUGCGCGCUUGUUGACGUACGCCCUUGAACCGGCUGGCUGCGUCUCCCGACCGACCGCCUUGAUAGCAAACCCCGGUUCAUCCACCGGAGCUCGCUCGGUCUGACCAUGAGCGGAGGUGGAGGUGGUGGAGGAGGUGGCGGUGGUGGAGGAGGAGGUGGUGGAGGAGGAGGUGGCGGUGGGACGUUGCACGGCGCCGGGGUGGACAAGCAGUCACCUUUCUCGGGCGUCGAUCCCGGGGUCAGUCUGCAGGCGCCCAAGAACUUCUCCGUGAGCCACCUCCUGGAUCUGGAGGAGGCGGCGGGGGCUCUGCGCAGGGUCCAGCAGCCCCCGGGGUCGAGGGGGGCCGCGCCCGACGAGGACGAAGUGGGGGGGGGUCGGGGCCUCGCCUGCGCGAGGCAGAUGGAGCUGGGGGGCCUGAGCAGCGGCAGUGACACGGCGCAGCCAGAGGGUGAGGCCCUGGGCUCGGAGCAGGCCAAGAGGCGACGCAAGCAGCGGCGGAACCGCACGACGUUCAACAGCGCGCAGCUCGCGGCGCUGGAGCGCGUGUUCGAGCGCACGCACUACCCGGACGCGUUCGUGCGCGAGGAGCUGGCGCGGCGCGUCAACCUCAGCGAGGCGCGCGUGCAGGUGUGGUUCCAGAACCGCCGCGCCAAGUUCCGGCGGAACGAGCGCGCGCUGCUGGCCACGCGCAGUGCGGGCCGCGUGUUCGCCGCGAGCGGCGAGGCCGCGGUGGAGCAGCCGAUGGCCGCCCGGCCUGCGCCCCUCGCCGCGCCAGACUUCCUUUCCUGGCCUCCCGCCUCGGCCGCAUCCUACGGGGCCAUGUCCGCGUACAGCUCUGGCGGCGCGGGCAGCGGCCCGGGCCCUGGGGUGCACAUGGCGAGCAGCAUCGCGAGCCUGCGCCUCAAGGCCAAGGAGUACAGCCUGCAGCGCAACCAGGUGUCCACCGUCAACUGACAGGUGUCCACCGUCAACUGACAGGUGUCCACCGUCAACUGACAGCGCACCGGGCCACCGGGCCGCCGGGCGGACAACCGGGCUGCUGGGAAAACUGGGGGACAGACAGAUGGACAACCGGGAGGGCACAUGGACAAUUGAGAAGACAGACACAGACAGAUAGAGACAGGCAGCCAAACAAGCAGGUGGACAAUUCACUUGACUGCCACACCAACUAACCAGGCAACCAAGCUACCAAGAACGUCAAGGAUGGACAGGUGGACAACUGGGAAAUCACGUGUCCAAUCAACUAUCAGCGACACUGGGCAACCACGUGUCCAAUCAACUAUCAGCGACACUGGGUAACCAGGGGACAACCAGGGAGACAGGUGGACAACAGGGGAGCUAAACGAGCAGGUGUCUACCAUCAGCUGACUACAACACCAGACAAGCAAGCAACCGGCAACUAGGAAAUCGGGCAGCCAAGCAACCAGGUGACCAGGCGACCAGGCAACAGGUGUCCACUGAGCUACCGAGCAGCCAGGAAACUCUGCAUGUAGUCAACCAUUCAGCCAGCCAACCUCCUAUCCCACCAGUAUUUGCAUCCACCCAUGGGGUGGAGUGGACGGACAGAGGUGAUUCGAUGGAGAAUUAGUGAGUCUCUGUGUAAGUCUGCGGGUCUCCAUGUGAGUCCAUGUGUCUCUGUGUGAGUCUGUGACUGGGGGGAAGAGCGUCCCAUCCCUCACAUCACCCAUUGUCGUUGCCCAACCACGCACACUUUAGUAAUCCGGCCAAGGAAUGGAAUGCGUUUUAGGGGACGUUCGCCGAGGAAACGGAGCGACGAAAUCAGUCCAUGGUCAGGUGCUCAAUAGAUUGUUGCAUCGUGAGGAUGGUGAGAGGCGGUGAUAGCUUGAGCAGGCCUUCAUCUGGCAGAGGACACAACAUGGCCGAUGAUGACAACGACAUAGAAUCCCUCAUGGCAAAGCCAACGUUCCGUCCGGUGCCCGGACACGCAGAGGGACCCUGAGAAAGCUCUGCGCCCCCUCCCCCCGCCAAAGUGUCCCUAAGACGCCCCCUCCCUGAGGUUUCAACAAAGUCCAGGCGAGCUCCACCGAGAAGAGGACCAUGUACAGAUGUUUACUCCGUACUAUUGAUUUCACGCUUGAUGCUGUUGUUUAUUGUUGUUUAUGAUGAAUAUUUUUGUAUGGCUCGACGUUUAAUAAGAAACUCAAAGCUGACCCUCACUUGUGAUGAUGAUAGUGAAGAUGAUCAUGGUACUUGUGAUGAUGAUAGUGCAGAUGAUCAUGGUACUUGUGAUGAUGAUAGUGAAGAUGAUCAUGGUACUUGUGAUGAUGAUAGUGAAGAUGAUCAUGGUACUUGUGAUGAUAGUGAAGAUGAUCAUGGUACUUGUGAUGAUGACCCUGAUUAUACCUGUCAUAGUGUGCGUAAUGAUGAUGUCGGUGAUAAUGAUGAUGUAUGUGAUGUGCAUUUUUAAUUAUGCUAAUGUAUGUGAUCAUGCGGUAAUGAUGGUGUUGUCUUAUAAUAAUGGUGGCGCAUGUGAUGAUGAUGAUGAUGAAAACCGUGAUGAUGCUGCUGAUGUAUCUGAUGAGGAUGUAUGUUGAUGAUGUUCGUGACGAUAUCCGUGAUGGUGAUGUAUGUGAUGUUUCAUAAUGAUGAUGGCAAUAAGCGGGGUGAUGAAGAUGCCCGUGAUGCAGAUUAUCUCGAUGGGUUACAGCCCGUUCUCUCCGUCCGCAGUGUAACGGUGCUGUACACGUGAGGUGAAGCCAAUAAAGUCCCUACAUUACGCCUUA
Molecule: messenger RNA, 3057 nt
Organism: Petromyzon marinus (sea lamprey)
Lineage: Eukaryota; Metazoa; Chordata; Hyperoartia; Petromyzontiformes; Petromyzontidae
Gene: PRRX1
Product: paired related homeobox 1
Biological process (GO): regulation of transcription by RNA polymerase II
Cellular component (GO): nucleus
Molecular function (GO): DNA-binding transcription factor activity, RNA polymerase II-specific; RNA polymerase II cis-regulatory region sequence-specific DNA binding
Source: RefSeq, a predicted model, not a curated record